AUGUACCUAGAUUUUUUCAUUACAAAAAUUCUGUUAUACAAAAUUGCGUUUACAAAGUUUGGUCUUGUAAAGAAUGUUGUAGAACUCUUAUUUGAGACAGUAUUACAUGUUAAAUCAAAUGAAUUUAAAUUAGAGUCAUUUGAUAAUAAUGUUUUUGAUGAUGAGACAUUUGAUGAUUUAUUUGAUAAUGAAAUAAUUGAUUCUAUAAAUAAUAAAAUAAAUUAA
Messenger RNA from Dictyostelium discoideum AX4, 225 nucleotides. RefSeq lists its product as hypothetical. The record is from RefSeq and is a predicted model, not a curated record. Bases 1 to 225 code for a protein of 74 amino acids. Lineage: Eukaryota; Evosea; Eumycetozoa; Dictyosteliales; Dictyosteliaceae. The transcript is spliced from 4 exons.